AAUAAAGUGCAACAGAUGAGUGACAAGGUGCGAAGACUUGGCCAAGAUUAUCAGCGCUGUGGCGCCGGCUCUGGCAUGGGUGGGCGUAGGAUAAUCAAAGCUGCGGCGCUACUCAUAGCUUUGGGAUACUGCAGUUUGCUUGUUUAUCAAGGCGGAGUGAAUUACAACUUCCAAGAAAGUCGGCCAGUGCAAGUGGCGGACUUACCUAUUGAGCCCGUGACGAAAACGAGUAUUUUUGAUAGUGGUCAGAGUAAGAGCAUAACAUUGGAUGACAUUUUCAUAAGUGUAAAGACAACUAAGUUUUAUCAGUAUUCGAGGUUGCCGAUAAUUUUGAAGACAUGGUUUCAAUUGGCGAAAGAACAGACAUGGUUUUUCACCGACACAGACAACCCACGACACCAAAAUCAAACCAACGGUCACAUGGUAAACACGAAGUGCUCGGCGUCACACCAGCUAAAACACCUCUGUUGCAAAAUGUCCGUGGAGUACGAUCAUUUUCUCGAGAGCGGUAAAAAGUGGUUUUGUCACUUCGACGAUGACAACUACGUCAAUAUUCCGCGCUUGGUCGCCGUGCUGCAGAAGUACAAUCAUCAAGAAGACUGGUAUCUCGGGAAAACUUCUGUGAACAAACCUGUAGAUAUGUUCAAGAAGCCUACCAACGAGUUAUUAUACACUUUUUGGUUCGCAACCGGUGGUGCCGGAAUAUGUCUAAGCAGGAGUUUAGCUUUAAAAAUGUUACCGAUUGCAAGUGGUGGCAGAUUCAUCAGUAUCUGUGAGAGUAUUCGAUUUCCGGAUGAUGUCACUUUGGGUUAUAUAAUAGAACAUCUAAUGGAGAAAAACUUGACCCGAUUGCCAGAACUACAUUCACAUUUGGAGCAAAUGAAACUACUGAAUCCUGAAACUUUUCGAGACCAAAUAUCGUUCAGUUACUCAAAAACAGCCAAAGGUUGGAACGUCAUCAAUGUUCCCGGAUUCAACCAUAGAUAUGAUCCCACUAGGUUCCUCUCGCUGCAUUGUUUCCUCUUUCCACACUUCAAAUUUUGUCCGAGAUAGUACCAAGAUCAAAAAAUUAACUAAAGUUGUUUAAAUUAUCCACAAAUAAUGUUAUUUUUACAUUCCUAUCACCUUAGCAAAGAGUUUAGUUUUCAUACUGUACUAUUCCAUAAAGAUCUAAAUAAAUUGUAAGUAGGUAGGUGCAAUAAAGCCUUUAAAUAUUUUAUGAGUAUAAAACAUUGUGUGAUAUGUGAUAUUGGUUAACAGUCUUUGUACAAAUCUAAAUUUUAUAUUUAAAAGCAAUGAUGUUAGAAGAAAUACGUUCGGAACCCUAAAAAGGGGUAGAUAGGUAAUAAACAUUCGAUAUUUACUACAGCGGCGCGGAUACAGUCCAUCAACUAAGCUCAGGUUUGCUAAUUAACAUAGUUUAACGUACCACUUGCGAUCCGCGUAUAACUUAUCUACCUCUUUUUUCUUCUAACAUCAUUGUUUCAAAGUAAUUGUUUACGCGAUGUAUUAAACAUUUGUGUUGUAUAGUUUUAUGAUUAAUGAAAACCUUAACUGUGAUAUUAAAUUAUAUUUAACGUUAAGCUUUGUUUAUAUUACUUAGAUGUACUAAUAAAUGUAUUUAAACUUUCUUCCAGUCAGAUUAUGUUAUGAAUUUGUUUGAUAGGUUGUUUAUCAAAUAAACAAUUGUAAUUUUUA
Messenger RNA from Bicyclus anynana (squinting bush brown), 1698 nucleotides. It is a transcript of the gene Fng, whose product is annotated as fringe glycosyltransferase. Gene Ontology annotation, biological process: regulation of Notch signaling pathway. Gene Ontology annotation, molecular function: O-fucosylpeptide 3-beta-N-acetylglucosaminyltransferase activity. The record is from RefSeq and is a predicted model, not a curated record. Gene Ontology annotation, cellular component: membrane. Lineage: Eukaryota; Metazoa; Arthropoda; Insecta; Lepidoptera; Nymphalidae.